This is a messenger RNA of Diorhabda carinulata, 3972 nucleotides long. Its product is annotated as zinc finger protein 12-like. Gene Ontology annotation, molecular function: RNA polymerase II cis-regulatory region sequence-specific DNA binding; zinc ion binding; DNA-binding transcription factor activity, RNA polymerase II-specific. Gene Ontology annotation, cellular component: nucleus. The coding region runs from base 116 to 1306 and encodes 396 amino acids. Lineage: Eukaryota; Metazoa; Arthropoda; Insecta; Coleoptera; Chrysomelidae. Gene Ontology annotation, biological process: regulation of transcription by RNA polymerase II. The transcript is spliced from 2 exons. The record is from RefSeq and is a predicted model, not a curated record.
AUGUUGGUAUCAUUGAUAAAAACAAUAGAUGUGCAUUAAAGAACCAAAUAGUUAAAAUGUUUAUACGUUUUAUGUGAUAUUUCACUUUGAAUUAUUUAUAAAAUUAUAAUUGAAAAUGGAAGAAGAAAAAGAUAAUUUUGAUUGGAUAUGUAGAGCUUGUUUGGAAAAAUCUACCAAGAUGUAUUCUUUGACCGGUUCUAUAGUUAAUUUAGAAGUUAACAUAGCUGCUAUGUUGGAGUUUUGUACAUCCCAAAAGUUGGUUUUAAGUGAAGAUUUGCCCAAUAAUGUUUGCUUGUCUUGUUUUAAAACGAUUCGAAUAGCUUAUAGAUUUUUUAAGCAAUUUUAUGAAGUUCAACAACAACUGAUGAAUUUGAAGGAUUCAGAUGGAUCAUUCGAAGAAGAAACGCUAUUAUUUGAAGUGGAAACUACUCCUCCAGACAAGGAAGAAAAUGGAGAUCCCGUAAAAAGCGAUGAAGAACAUGAAGUAGAAUUUAUAAUUAAACAGGAAGAUAGUAUUGAAGAAGAUAGUUCUCAAUCAACUAUCAAUAAUGAUACGCAGUUAAACUCGAUGGUGGAAAUAAAAGAUGAGUAUAUAGAAGAAGAUGCGAAUUUUAGUCAAAUUUUAAAUUUACAAGGUGUAGAAUCGAAAAUAGAGUUUAUAGUUGAUGAAACGAAAAAUAGUGAAUCAAUUGAGAAAAGGGAACGUUAUAUCUGCCCUAUAUGUGGUCAAAAGUUUAUAAGGGCGGAAUUAUUUCGUGCUCAUAUCACGUCUUAUAAUUUAAGUAAAAUCACUUGCACGCGUUGUCCUACUAAACCUGAAUAUGAUCUAACUGAAUAUUUCUACCAUUACAGACAUUUUCACAAAUACCACUGCGAUAUUUGCGAUAAAAGAUUAGUAUCUAGUUACGGUUAUUAUUACCACAAAAAACAACACGAAAAUAUAAAAUUGUAUAAAUGUUCGUUUCAAAAUUGUUCGAAAUCCUUCACAAUGAAACAUCUUCUAACGAAACACGAAAAUAGUCAUCACAGUACAAAAAUUUAUAAUUGCAAAUUAUGUCGCGCUACAUUUAAUACCAACGAUUCGUUACGUUACCACCUCAAAGUACACGAUAAUAAAAAGGAUCAUUUGUGUACGGCUUGCGGCAAGGCUUUCUUCCAAGCCGUUCAUCUCCGUGACCAUAUGUACAGGCAUUUAGGUUAUAAAAAAUUCGUUUGUGAUAUUUGCGGUAAAAGUUUCGUCACUAAUUCUAGUUUGAAAAAGCAUAUCAUUUAUUGUACGAAAAAACACGGUUUAGAUGUCAAUUGAGUUUUUUCAAAUAUAACUUCUUCACAAAUGUUAAUUUUUGUACCAAUAAAUUUAUAAUAAUCUUUAAUUCUUAAAUAUUAUUAGUAUUAGAUAACGUUCUCGUCUAGUCAUUUUCAGAAAUAAUAUAAUUAUAACAAUUAUAUGAAAGUGGAAAAUGUCGGGAAAAUCAGAAGUGUCAUAUUGUUUAAUUUUGUAGUAACUUCUUGUCUUCUUAAUAAUUAUUUCUUGAAUUGACAUUACUUUGGUAUUGUUGAUUUUUUGUUUUUACAUUUAUUGUGAAUCCUACUUUGAGUUUCGUAAAUAUUCUUAAAAACAUGUUGAAAUAAUGUAAAAUUUUAUAUUUAUAAAUGACCAUUAAAAACUUGUAGUUCUUGGUAAAUAUAUCGUAAGUCAUUUACGCAAAUACAAAUUAAUAUAUAAUUACAAAAAAAUAAAAUUAUGUUGAAUAUUCAGUAAUUAGAAAUAAUUUAUUUUAUUUACGUCGCUUCGACACUAGUGUGUAUCAACGUACAUUAUCCAAUAACCUCUAAAAAUUACAUUCAGAAUAGACACAUCACCCCAUAGAACAUACCCUGGUAUGUUCUGUGUAUUACCCUGGAAAACAGAUAAGUGCGUUUGGAGUAAUGACAUUAAUUAAGGUACAGUACAACAGAAUACACUAAGAGAACAAAUGAAACCGCAACAUUAAAAUAAUUAGAUAUCUUCUUUUUACAAUUAUAAUGUUAUAUUGAUUAAAAAAAUUUAUUAAUAUUUUCGUAAAUUUUUAUAAUUUCACAUUAGAUAAUCCAUAGUUUCCUACGUCUAUAGAUUAACUUUGUUCAAUGUCUUAUUCUCUCCACCGGGUAAACAACAAUAUUGAAAGUGUGCAUACGAUCGGUCCUUAGAGCUAUUUAUUGCAGUCUUGCUCGCAGCUUUGAUUCCUAAUUACCUUAAGAGCACUUUCAAAAGUGUCGCUCGUCGUUAAUUCUAAAUUUUAAAAACAAUUCUUUGCUCGCGGAACCCAUCAUUUCGGUUAAUUAUUGAAUACGAAUCUAUUAUAGCAGUUCUCGGUUUAGGUUAGAGAACUAAAAGCUAGAUUCAUUUACUCGUCGUUCGCGGUAAAUCAACAUCCGUAAUAUAGCAUUCAUUAGUAGUAAGCAAUUUUAUAAUCGUUUCCAAUAAAUACAAGUAGUUAGUUUAUUCCUAUUGUAAAUAGUACUGUAAAAGUUAUCUACAUAUCUUGAUCUGCCUGAUAAAAGAAGUAGGCAUUGAACCACAAAUAUAUAAUAAUAUAUUCUACAUACAUUCACUUCUAUGUUCUGUUAUUAUUAACUCGAUGGUCUUCACUCUAUGAAAUAUCUGUCAGAGAAAAAAGAAGAAUAUAUUUAGAGGUUAAGAUUUAAGAAUAUUAUUUUUAAUGUAAUAAAAACACGAUAAAUAAUUUAUUAUAGUUAUCAUAGGAUAUAAUUGUUUGUUAGAAUGAGUGAAAAUGUAGAUUUACUUGAUACAUUAUGCCGAACAUGUUUAAAACCAACGGUCAAGAAGUAUACUCUGACUGGAAAAUUGAAAAAUUUGGAGGUUACUAUCGCCGAUAUGUUGGAAUUUUGUACAUCUAAACUAAUACCCAUAAGAGAAGAUUUACCAGAAAAUAUUUGUACGUUUUGUUAUAACACUAUUAGAGUAGCGUAUGAAUUUUUUAGACAGUUUAACAAUGCUCAAGACCAAAUAAAUACAAUUAGGCAGAUUCUGCUUAAAGAACAAGUCGUCAGUGAUCAUAAUUACGAAACUGAAGAAUUUGAAUACGAUUUGCUUACAGAGGAAAGAGCACAUAAUGAUGAGGAAAUUGUAUUCACAGAAAAAAGUGAAAUAGACAACCUAGAACACAAUCAAGAGGAAAAAAUAGAAACUAUUGUAAGUAAAUCAAAUUUAGAUACAUCAGAUAUAGAACUAACAGUUAUAUUCGAAAACAGAGAAAAUAUAGAUGAAAAAUUAUUUCCUUAUAUUUGUCCAAUUUGUGCUACUAAAUAUUCUCGUAUAGAACAAUUUCACAAACAUAUUAUUGAACACAAUUGUAGUAUAAUAACGUGUUCACGUUGCCAAGCAAAACCUGAAUAUGAAAUAGCUGAUUAUAUCAUACAUUAUAAAGAAUUUCAUAAAUUACAAUGCAACAUUUGCAACAAGAGAAUGGCAUCAGCGUUCGGGUAUAAAUAUCAUAUGAAAACGCAUAUCCAUUUUAAUGGUUACAAAUGUCCAAUAAAAAACUGCUACAGAUCUUUCCUUCUAAGGCAUUUACUGAGAAAACACAUAAAAAACCAUUACCAACCAACAGUUUUUCCUUGUCACCUUUGUUCUUCUACCUUCAAUAAUAGAGACACUCUAAGAUACCACAUUAAAAAACACUCUAAUAAGAAGGAUCACCUUUGUACAGUGUGUGGUAGGACCUUUUAUAUGGCAGGACAUCUUAAGGAUCACAUGUACAGACAUUCAGGGUUUAAAAAAUUCCUUUGCAAUAUGUGUAAUAAAAGAUUUACCAGAAGUACUAGUCUAAAGAAACACAUUGUUCGUUGUACUAAAAAAAAAUCUAAUUCUUGAAUAUUUCAAAAUAAAACUUGAAAUUUUAAUUUUUUACUUUUUGUAUAAACCCUGUAAGUAACUUUGUGUAUUAUAAAAAUAAAUCAAUAAAUAAA